AUGCUUUCUACCUUCAGGACCCUUCCUCGUCGUUCUCCCAGUCUUACGCGAUGUUUUACACAGACUCACAUCUGUGCUUCGGGACACAACAAAUGGUCUAAAAUCAAGGACAAGAAGGGUGCCGCAGAUGUGAAAAAAUCUAAUGUAUACGCAAGGACGGGUCGAGAUGUUAUAGUUGCUAUUAGAACUGGAGGUUCUGCAGAUCCUACCGUAAACCACGCACUAGCAAAUGUCUUAAAAGCCGCAAGAGCCGCGGGUGUUCCAAAGGAUAACGUUGAAAAGGCUAUAGCACGAGCGACGGGGGAGGCAGGAAAAGAAGCUAGUGUGCAUGUUGUGCACGAGGCAAUGGUUUCUGGAAGUGUUGCCGUUGUAAUAGAAUCUAUGACUGAUAAUGGAACGCGGACAGUUCACCGACUACGCGAAAUAUUAAAUGAUUACGGCGGACGCUUUGCCCCUGUCAUGUUUAUGUUCGAUAAAGUCGGGCGUGUGCAAGUUAAGGUACCUGAGACCGAUGAUCGUGACUCUCAGAUAGAAGCUAUAUUGGAAGCUGCUAGCUCCGCCGGCGGAGAGGACUUUGAGGUCCUUGAAGAUUCAAGUAUCGUGGAGUAUUUCUGUCCUCCGGAAUCAUUAGAAGCGAUGACCAAAGCCAUCUCGGUAGUAUCGGGGGGUGAGGCUGUGGUUUCCAGCGAAUAUAUCUACCGAGCGAAGGAUGCGCCAGGAGAAAUCGAUGACAGUCUAGAGGAAAAUGUCAUUGAACUGAAGAACGCGCUGCUCGAAAGACACGGCGAUUGCGUGCGCGUCUGGACCACGAUCGACCGUAGAAUCCAAACAGGGGACGGGGAAUAGGAGACAGGAGUCGUUCGUUUGUAGUAGAAUAGAUAAUAAAUAAUUCCGUAAUAUCU
Fomitiporia mediterranea MF3/22 is the source of this 902-nucleotide messenger RNA. Its product is annotated as YebC-like protein. The transcript has 9 exons. Gene Ontology annotation, cellular component: mitochondrion. Lineage: Eukaryota; Fungi; Basidiomycota; Agaricomycetes; Hymenochaetales; Hymenochaetaceae. Bases 1 to 846 code for a protein of 281 amino acids. The record is from RefSeq and is a predicted model, not a curated record.